AUGAUUACCAGACAUCGAUGUUGCAAUAUAUUUUUCGUAGUAUGCUGUUUCUUUCUUCAGGUUCCUAAUUACACUUUCGUGAGUGGACAUGGACGUCUGAUGGACCCUCCAGCACGAAACUGCAUGUGGCGUUUCGGGUACCCGAAUCCCGUAAAUUACAACGAUAAUGAACUCUUCUGUGGUGGUUAUGCAGUUCAAUGGGUGCAGAAUAAAGGCCAGUGCGGGGUUUGCGGGGAUGCCUAUCACUUGCACGAACCGAGACCACACGAAGCAGGGGGAGAAUACGCCAAGGGGACAAUUGUCAGACAUUACACCGUUGGCCAGGAUAUCGAUGUCGAGAUCGAGCUUACAGCGAACCAUUUAGGGAGAUUCGAAAUGUAUCUUUGUCCAAAUAAUAAUCCGAGGCAGGUGGCAUCCCAGGAAUGCUUUGAUAGGUAUCCUCUGUACGUAUCUGGAACACGGGACGUCCGAUUCGAGAUUCCUCAGGAUACCGAAAGAAAAGCUAUAUUUCGGUACAAGGUAACUUUACCGGCCUAUGUCACCUGUACACAAUGCGUGAUGCAAUGGAAUUAUUAUACCGGUAACAUGUGGGGCACUUGCGAAAAUGGAACCGAGGCGAACGGAUGUGGGAGACCAGAGACGUUUCGAAAUUGCGCCGACGUGAGCAUUGUCACUAGUACCGCUGGUGUGCCACCUCUCUUCGUACAACAGGAUAAUCCCUUCUUGCUCUAUUACAAAGACUAUCGUUCUCCAAAUAUCUUUCCACUCGUUGUCAGAUCUCAGGUGUGCCUGUCUACUCCUCUGUAUCGGCGUAUACCAGGAAUGAACAAUUGGUGUCAGACCAACUGCCUUCGUUAUCCGCCAAAUUGUCCAGCAACUAUCUGUCAAUGCCCGGAGGUGUGCGAUGCAAUCGGAGAUCUUGACGGCAAAGAUGGCGCCAGCGUCUACUGCAUGGACAAGUGUCUCGUUUAUCCACCCAGCUGUCCCUCUCAUCGCUGUCGCUGUUACUAA
Eufriesea mexicana is the source of this 1011-nucleotide messenger RNA. RefSeq lists its product as uncharacterized. Lineage: Eukaryota; Metazoa; Arthropoda; Insecta; Hymenoptera; Apidae. The record is from RefSeq and is a predicted model, not a curated record. Bases 1 to 1011 code for a protein of 336 amino acids. The transcript is spliced from 8 exons.